Messenger RNA from Gadus morhua (Atlantic cod), 2835 nucleotides. It is a transcript of the gene lypla2, whose product is annotated as lysophospholipase 2. The transcript is spliced from 10 exons. The record is from RefSeq and is a predicted model, not a curated record. Gene Ontology annotation, cellular component: cytoplasm. NCBI's taxonomy places the organism in Eukaryota, Metazoa, Chordata, Actinopteri, Gadiformes, Gadidae. Gene Ontology annotation, biological process: protein depalmitoylation. Gene Ontology annotation, molecular function: carboxylic ester hydrolase activity; palmitoyl-(protein) hydrolase activity. Bases 133 to 831 code for a protein of 232 amino acids.
UGUAUGAAUUUGUAUUAGCGGGCCUUGGUUGUCAAUUCGGUGAUUUAAUCCCUUUCAAACGGCUUCAUAUCGUGGAGUUAUUGAACGCUGUGGGCCGGCGAAGACAAGAUACGAGAGCAUCUCUCACAGUGUAUGUGUGGCAACAAUAUGUCUGUGCCGCUUCUCGCCGAGGCUGUGACGGUGUCUGCCACCGAGAAGGAGACUGCUGCGGUUAUAUUUCUCCAUGGUUUGGGAGACUCAGGCCAUGGAUGGGCCGACACCCUGGCGGCAAUCAGGCUGCCCCAUGUCAAGUACAUCUGCCCCCACGCGCCUCGGAUCCCUGUCACUCUGAACAUGAAGAUGACCAUGCCUUCAUGGUUCGAUCUGAUGGGCCUCAGCCCAGACUCUCCAGAGGACGAGGCAGGCAUCAAGAAGGCCUCAGAGAACAUCAAAGCCAUCAUCGAUCAUGAGACCAAGAACGGUAUUCCUGCAAACCGUAUUAUGAUCGGGGGCUUCUCCCAGGGUGGGGCCCUCUCCCUGUACACUGCCCUGACUUGUCAGCAGCAGUUGGCUGGUGUAGUGGCUCUCAGCUGCUGGCUACCCCUCCACAAGACCUUCCCACAGGCGGCGAGCGGCAGCGGUAACAAGAACACGCCCAUCCUGCAGUGCCACGGGGAGAUGGACCCCAUGAUCCCGGUACAGUUUGGAGCCCUGACGUUCGAGAAGCUCAAGAGCAUAGUGAACCACGACAAGAUCUCCUUCAAAACCUACCCAGGGCUCCUGCACAGCUCCUGUCCACAGGAGAUGGCGGCUGUAAAGGAGUUCAUUGAGAAGCAGUUGCCUCGAAUCUGACCUCAGCUCAUCCGUUAUGACCCCCUCCUCAAAUACUUACCUGUCAUCCCUCCCCUCGACAUACCGCUGCUCCCCCACAACAGGAAACAGCCAUCAGUAUCCCCUCCCUUCACACAUUUAUGAACAUACACACCGACUUAAACAGUUGUUUUGAUACUUACCCAUAAACGAUUCCUCUAAAUGCGUCGCAAGCUGUCAAAAGUAAAAAGCUAACUAGGGAUUAUAGCUAGGUUUGAUUUGGUAUAUCUCCCAGGGGCCAAAUUCUCAGUUUUUAAGAAAGACCCAAGACCAGCUCAACUUCCUUUGUGAUUCAGGACCUCCCUUUUAUGUUCCCUGCUCUGCUUUUUCUCAGCAUCCUCUCUUCCUCCUCCAAAUCCUCUCCUCCUCCUUCAAACCCUCUCCUCCUUCUCCACAUCUUCUCCUCCUUCUCCAAAGCCUCCCCUUCUCUAUUUCCCUUCCUCUUUCUCCACCUCCUCUCUCUCCACCUCCUCUCUCUCCACCUCCUCUUUCUCCCUAGCCUCUCCCCCGCAACAUCCUCUCCUUUCUCCACCUCCUCUUUCUCCACCUCCUCUCUCUCCACCUCCUCUCUCUCCACCUCCUCUUUCUCCCUAGCCUCUCCCCCUCAACAUCCUCCUCUCUCUCCACCUCCUCUCUCCACCUCCUCUUUCUCCCUAGCCUCUCCCCCUCAACAUCCUCCUCUCUCUCCACCUCCUCUCUCUCCACCUCCUCUCUCUCCACACACACUCUGGUUCCUCUACCUUUUUCAUUUAGUUUUUCUCCCCCGGUCAACAUGCCUCACCCUAUCCCCAUCUCUUCCAACCACCAACGUGGUGUCCGUUACGACACAAGCCUAUAGUUCAAAUCAUGACUACCCCCUCCCCCCCCCCCCUGUUUAUCACUAGCUAACUUGCAGUGUUCGAGCUGUCCCAAGUCUCACAUCCAAUCAGAACACGCAUCAUGCUGGCUGACCGUUUCACUCGCUUUGACCCCCUGGGUGGAGGCAACCAGGUCGCUGUCUCUAUAAGAGUUGCUUCUAGAACUCUGAGACUGCGUGGCUUUCUGUUUCCAUCUGGAGUGACUGGUCCUUCAGGUUCUCUCCCCCCCCCCCCCCCCCCCCCCUCAGUUUGAAUCCCCUCUGCCCCCUAGAGGCGGAUGCUUCUAGCGAACCCAACUCCUCAUGGGUUUGGUGAAUUGACUACCGUGGUUCCUCCAUCUUGUUUUUAUUUUUAUUUUAUGAUUGUGUUGAAAUAAUAAAAUAAAAAAGAAGAAUGCAAAAGUGAAGAGAUUGAAAUAAAAAUUAAACCUAAGAAUGACCUUUGUUCUGCACUUUGAUUGAGAGUGAGUUAUGCGAUCGGGUUAGUCGGUUUCAAAUAUUCUUUUGGUAAAAAUGAAAUCCUUGAGGAGGGGGGUCAAUAAAUGUGAGAAGAUCGAGGGCUCUUUCCGCCAUCUUAGUUUUUAUCACUCCAGAUGGAUCCAGACCUUGACAACCUUUGCUGAGCAUCGCACAUUAACUAACCUACCCUACCAGCCUGGCAUGCAUGGCCUUCUCCCAUUCUUGGUCCCUCUUUAGGAGUUUAUUUACGCCUCAAUCUAACUAUAACCAUACGCAAUAAAAAUAUGCACACACAGAACGUCAACAGAUAUUUCUUAAUGUGUCCUAUCCGUUACAUUUGAUCUUUAAGGAAUUCUCCAACAUCUUGCUUGGACCCAGAAAUAAAGAAGUCCACUAAAAAAGUACAAUAAUGUUAAGCGCUAUUGUUGUAUACAUCUGAAAACUGCUACACACUGGAAGGGCUUUAGUAAGCUGUACAAGGGGAGGUUUUAAGGAGUAAAUCUUGAACAAUGUAUGACCUUUGGACAUAAGAAUAUUAGCUAUAACUCUGGGGUGUCUAGUGUGCUAAAAAAAAGAUCAGGUGUUUUUUGUUAUUGUUUUACUUUCAUUGCAUAUUCUACAAUUCCUGUUAUGAAACCUAAUUUAAAAUAAAUCUGUUAAUAGGAAAACUA